AUGCCUACCCUUAAAGUCAUUACGACUUCCUCCACAGCCAACACUCGCAAACGCACUUCGUCCUUCUCUCAGCCUUAUCCAUCGCAGUCUUCACGCAUGUCUCUUCGUCGCACUGCUUCUUUUCUCUCCUUGUCGGACUAUGACGGUGACGAGGAUGUCUCGUUACAGUCUGGCCCCUUUUCAUAUUCGAUUUACGCAAAGACCCAACCCCCUGUCGUUCCCUACAAUCGUACUCUAUACCACUACAAGGAGCAGCGUGAACGGCGUAAAGCAGCCCUCAGCCGCAGCCGUCCCGAAUUUACCAUUGCUCCACCCUCCACCAAGCAGCUCGCUAAACUCACUCUUCAAUCACCAAAAUCUCGCCCGCCACACAACCAAACAGCAGGGCUGCGGACCUCUUCCCCCUUAUCACCGACCCAGAAACUCCUUCCGCCCCGCGCUUCUUUCCCUCGUUCGAAACCCGAGCCGGACUUGUACCGCAUCGCAAUCAGAACACGUAUGCGGUGCUCCCCUGAAGGCGCGAAGAUUCUUCGUAUGGGUCCUCGUAUGGCUGUGUCUAUUUUAACCGCUACUCGGGACCUCGAGAUGCUUGUGUCAACACAGGAGGUGAACUUCAGUGAUGACUGGGAAAUGCUCGACUGCAGUGCGUGA
This is a messenger RNA of Suillus subaureus, 651 nucleotides long. RefSeq lists its product as uncharacterized. NCBI's taxonomy places the organism in Eukaryota, Fungi, Basidiomycota, Agaricomycetes, Boletales, Suillaceae. The coding region runs from base 1 to 651 and encodes 216 amino acids. The record is from RefSeq and is a predicted model, not a curated record. The transcript has 2 exons.